Corvus hawaiiensis (hawaiian crow) is the source of this 5762-nucleotide messenger RNA. RefSeq names its product protein phosphatase 1 regulatory subunit 26 (gene PPP1R26). Bases 177 to 4202 code for a protein of 1341 amino acids. Gene Ontology annotation, biological process: negative regulation of phosphatase activity. Lineage: Eukaryota; Metazoa; Chordata; Aves; Passeriformes; Corvidae. The record is from RefSeq and is a predicted model, not a curated record. Gene Ontology annotation, molecular function: protein phosphatase inhibitor activity. The transcript has 3 exons.
CCGCCCGCCCCUGCACCAGAGCGGCGGGCAGCGGCGGAGCGGAGCCCGGCGGAGCUGACAGCCCGGCCCGGGCGCCGCCGACCCCCGUCCCCCCCUGUCGGCCUCCUCUCGGCAGGAUGGAGGAGAGACCAGUCUGAAAAUCUGUUCCACUGUGGACUUUGCUGUGGUCUGCUAGAAUGUUCCUUAUGGAUGCUUCUCCUCUGGUAGCUCUUCAGACAAAAUGGGAGUCCUUUGGACCAGCAAGGAAUUGUAGAUACCCCGUUUGCUUCCCUGAAUCUGACGGCGACAUCACCAGAACCUCUGUGAGCGCCAAAGUUCAGAUGAUCAUAAACAACCUGCAAAGCCAAGAGCCUGCCCUGGGUAUGAACAAUGAGUGUGGCUGUGUUAUGCAGAAGAAACAGAAGGAAGAAAAAGGCACCAGUACCAGGGUCCCAUCCAGCACCACGUUGCUGCGGAAGCAUCCUCAGUAUACCCGGUGUGGGUGCCCUGAGGAUUCCGAUGACACCGAUGUGGAGGAGAAUGUGGAAUUUGAGACUCUCCUGCUGGAUUCUGACAGCGACGAUUCUGUGGACCGAGGUAUAGAGGAAGCCAUCCAAGAGUACUUGAAAACGAAAAGCAAAAGUGCCCAGUCAUUACCAAGGAAUGCAGAGCGUACUGAGAAUGUGAGCAGAGACAAAAGGUUUAAGAGAGAAUUCUCCCGGAACAAAGUGGCCAGUAACCUCCUCCCCGUGAAGUUUAAAGCCGAGAUGCUCUCUGAAGAGUACCUGUCUGACCACCUGGGAAUUGGGAAAAGGCUCCAGCCUGCUUCCCCUCAGAGCAUCAGCAGCGAUGACUCCUUCGAACAGAGCAUACAAGCUGAAAUAGUGCAGUUCUUGAAUGAGAAGAAGCAGCAAGAAAUUAGUAAAUGUGUUACUGAGGAGGAUAAAAAAGAUUCCGGUGUGAGAUCUGUCCUGAAAUGCAACAAAGAAGCAACGAACAGAACGAACUGUGGUGCUAUAAAGCAAGGUUGUAGUGCACUGCUCCUGAGGCACCAUCCCAAGCUGCAGAAAUCCGGUGCCCAGUCCAAGUGUUUGCAGUCAAAAAUCCAAGCAGAGCCCAGUGAUUUCAGCCAGGUGAACCAAGCAUAUCUAGAAAUGGCCACUGCCAGCCAGCCCUGGCUCGUGGAGCAGAAUGAGGGAAGUGGAGCUCAUUACUGGGAGCCAAGGGAAGCACUUAUCGAGGAGAGCAUGCACACAUCUGACUCGAGCAGCGAUGAUGGCAUUGAAGAAGCCAUUCAGCUUUACCAGCUGGAGAAAAUCAGGAAAGAGGCAGGUCAUGCAGCAAACUGUGUCCCUUUGCAGAGGGAACAAUUUGAUCCAAAGGGUAUGGCAGACAUUUCUGCCAGCCUGACAAUUAGCUCCACAAAAAGUGCCUCACCAGAAAUCCAUAAAAACCCUAUAAGCAACAAGAGAAAAGAAAUUAAUUCCAAGUCAACAGGAUUAGAAAGGACAAGCAAUGACUUUAAUAAGCUGUUUAAACCACUGAAAAAAGCCAGACAUUUUGCACUUCCAGAAAACAAGAUUGCUGCUUGUGAGCUCACACUGCAGGCCUCUUGCAGAGCAGACACAUCUGCAGAACUCAUGUGUGCAGAAGCUAUCCUGGAUAUUUCCAAAACGAUCAUGCCAUCCCAAAUGGGAAGCGACAGCAAAUCCCUCACUGCAGACUCCUUCUUUUCUCCCCAGCUUCUUUCAUCCUCCCGUUGUGAAAGUGACAGCAGCCUUGUGGACAGUGAUGACAGCAUAGAGCAAGAAAUCAGGACUUUCUUGGCUCUGAAAGCACAGUCAGAAAACCUUGGAACAAAACCUCCCAGCCUGUCACACUCCAUCCAGAUGCCUUUGCCUUCUGAUCCAAACAACCUCACCGGGACCCUUGAGCCUUCUCUGCCCAAAACACUUAAAUUAUCCCUGAGUCGGAAAAGGAGACUUAAAAGGGAGGGCAGAACAGCAAAACAAGGGGCAUCAAAAGCACCUGAACAGCUGGAGACAGGACUUUUCCAGCCAGGUAACUAUUCCAAAUUCCCUAUGCUCCAAGAGGAGCGCGCCCUGAGCAGCCCUGCAGAAUUCCGGGAUGCUCAGAGUAGUAAAGACCCGAGGCAGCAGCAGCUGAUGUCUCCCAAAUUGUCUGGCUCUGAUGGCAGCAGAUGUGUGGCCUUGGACUCUGUAAACCCUUUUGUGCAGGUUCAGAGUAGCACAAGAAAACCUAUAAAAAACCCCACCCAAACCCCAGAGAGGGAGGGGUCGGGUGAUGAGAGCAGCUCUCUGGACAGUGAUGAGGACCUGGAUAGUGCUAUCAAGGACCUGUUACGGUCUAAAAGGAAGUUAAAGAAGAAAUCCAAGGACCAGAAAGCUCAGUGCAAGAAGAAAGUCAGAUUCAGUGAGACAGAAACUCAGCUGCUGGAUGAAUUCAGUAACCUCCAACAAAACGAGUGGAAAUAUAAAAAUCCCUCACUGCUGAAAAGCUGCCUCUCAAAACCAAGGAAAGCUGUGAGGGAGAAUGCAGUCAGGAACCCUCCAGACAACAUCAGACUUCCCAAUGACAAGCCAGAAACCAUGAAAAACCUGGAGUUUAACUUACAGCUUAAAAAAGGCAAUAAACCUAAAUCAGUUUCAAACCAGCGGGGGGCUAAAAAUAGAAAAUGUGCUUUCCCAGCUGUGUCGGACACCAGUGACAGCAGCUCAGUGGACAGUGAUGACAGCAUCGAGCAAGAAAUCAGAAGGUUUUUGGCAGAAAAGGCUAAAGACUCUGCAAGCAAUUCAGAGAUGCAAAAAGGUGAUGCAAGUCUGGACCUAUUUAGAGCGACCAAACAAACUGGUAAUAAAGGAAAAGCAAAGCAGCAGCCGGUGGAAAAUGAGAUCGACUUCGUGCUGGGUCAGAGUAAAAAGACUGAGGUAGCUCAGCAAACUGAGGAGGUGAAAAACUCUCCGAGAACAGAAGGGAAAAGUGCAAUGUUAGCUGGCAGCAGGAAAUGUGCUUCCUCUGCAGAGAGUGUUCCUACUACUGGUCAGUCAAAAGCUAAGCAAGGACUGGGGGGGGUCAAAGGUGGUGCUGCUGGGGAGUUACCUGGGAAUGCAACAGGGAAAAGGAAUGUCCGUAACACAGAGCCCCCAAAAACCAGCAGAAAUGAAGGGUGUAAAGUGAGAAAAGUCAUGAAUGCAAAGCCCAGAUCUAAAAGGAAGAAUACCUUCCAACUAAAAAUCUCAAGUAAAUUUAUUGCAGGUCUCAAAUAUGCCCGGGACCGGAAGAAAUCGAUGCUUUUGAACAAAAAGCAGAAAGCAGAGUGUUUGCUCACCCAGAGCAGUGCCUUGGGAAUGGAGGCAGCUUCCCAGGACACAGAUGUACUUAACCCCUUGGCAAAAGGUGAAUUUAGUGGGGAAAUUACACCAGCAAUAAAAGCACCCAGUUCCUCUCAGAAACUCACUGUGAGAGGGGCAGGUCCCCAUGUAGCAGAAACCUGUGCAGGAGCUGAGGCUGCUCCUGUGUGUUUCAAAGUGGCAGCUGAGGGUUGCAGGAAGGCCGACACUCCAGGGCAUCAGUCACACUCCAGCCUCCCCUCACAGGAACCGAGUGUGGCAGCAGGAAAAGCUGAUAAGGCUUGCAGAGGAACCUCCAGAGCUGAGAACAGCCAGCUGUGGAUCGAGGAAGGAGGUAUCCACAAAGGCAGCUGGGCUGACUCCACUGUGGAUCCCCCACGCCCUGAGUGCAGUGUGGGAAAAGCAGAUAAAGUCAGCAGAGACCCAGCUCAGCAGAGUGCUCAGGUGUGCAGUAAGGGAGGGAAUAACCAGCUGGACAAGAGGCCAGAUCCAAGUUUAGCUUGCCCAAGGCAGGAAUUCAAUGUGACAGCAGCAGCAGUGGAUAACAGUGGAGGAGCAUGUGUAGAAAACAGUGUGCAGAUGUGUGUUAAGGAAGAAAAAGCUGAGAGGCAGGAAGAAAGUCAGGUAACCAGCUCCAAAAUGGAAGGAAAAAUACCUGUCCUGCAGAACAGCGAAGCUGCUAGUGAAGUACACCAAGGGCAGGAAUUUUUAACCAAAACCUGUGCAAAAUUUACUGAUCUACCUGCAGGGGACUGCCCAGGUUCCCUCAUGGAAAAAAAGGUUUCAAAUAUAGUGAUCUCAGCAGCUGCUCAGAGUCCUUUUGAACACCCAGAACCUCCUGCUAGCAGAUGAUUCCAAGCACAAUUGCAGUCCAAGACAAGUGAAGGAGUGUGUCUGUUCAGACAACGUGAUCUCCCUGGAUCUCCCUGGAUCUCCCUGGAUUUCCCUGGAUCUCCCUGGAUUUCCCUGGAUUUCUGUACUGUCAGGCCUGCAGGGCUCAAACAAUUCCUCGUUAUUCUCAACUAUCUCAUUUGAUGCCCUGCAGUUACCCAGAGAUGGCUUUUGGUUUCCUGAAUGAACUUUCUGGAAUUGAGUGCCCUUAACUUUCCUUUUUCAGAAGUGGUUUUUUAAAUGUUACAUUUCUGUGAACUUUUCACUGACAAUUUUGGUGCAAUAAAGCAAAGCUGGGUUUGCUGUAGGAAGUCACAACACAAACGCCACGGAUCUUUUCAGCACUGUUCUUUCUUCAGGCUCUUUCUUUGCCUCCAUUGCCAGCAGCCAGAAUAAAGCAAUUUUUCACUACUAUCUUCUUAUUUGUACUGACUUUCAACGGGAUUGAAGUAGCACAUUCACAUCACACACACACACAAAGUGCCCCCACAUUGGUUUCACUGCAAAUUCAAAAGGUGUAAAUUGGAGUUGUUGGUUCUUUCAUUUUCAUUUGUGUGUCGUGAAGUCCUUGGAGGAGUUUGUUCUCACAUCUUGUCCCUGUGAAUUGAUCUGAUAUUCUCUUUGUCUGGUCUUCUGCAGAACUUUUCUCAGCCAAACCACCACUUAGCAUCACUUUGUUUCUCAGUCACUUCAGGAGUCUUCCUCCAGGCUGGCCUUAAACUUGCGAAAUGGAGCAAAAGCAGCCAAGACUGGAUCCAGUAUCCCACGGUGUCCCUGGUGUGAUGCAGAAUAUGGGCAAAAUGCGGUGUAGCAUAGAGUAGUAACUGUGGCAUGUAGAGAAAUGAACAUCCUUGGUGUGUUUAUGCUGUUGUGCAGCUACGUUUGAAACAUGUUUAUAGCGCUCACUUUGGCAUUUCUGACUGUCCAGCCACCUUUUUGUAGCCCUUGGGUUGGUUGGCCGGGUUGUUUAAAGGUCAGUGUGUUAGCUCAUCUCCAUUUUGUGGUAGGAUACCUUGGAAAAGUGUUUUUUACUUAGCUCAGUGCCUGCAGUCCCUCUCCACAGGUUUAUCUUUUGCUCUGCCUUGAUUCCUUUGCAGGAUUUGGGCCUUUUGUUUGGAAUAGUUCAAUAGGCUGGUAUUUUAAACUAGAAGUUUUCCAAGUACCUUGCUUUAAAAGGAUUAAACUGUAUACUUAAUUUUCCUAGAGAUGUUGGAAGCACUACGUACUGUUUGUAUAAAAAGCUGAAUGUUUCUCCUCAAAAGUUUUCGGUAAAUCCACAUUACGACUUCAGAGGUGUCUCGUGCCCUUGUCGCUGUGUCUGUGUCCUCAGUACCACUCGUGACCUGAUUCACUCCCAGUGAAGAUGCAAUUCCAGUUACCUUGUGCUUUAAAUAAAACCUGAUUUCAAACAGCACUUUUUUUUUUUUUUUAAUUGAUGAAUUUGAUUUGUAUAUAGGAAAUGGUGUACAUUGCUGAGUUUCUAAUGUUUAAUAAAUGGGGUUCUGCCCAUGGACCGUGAAA